Molecule: messenger RNA, 1389 nt
Organism: Pochonia chlamydosporia 170
Lineage: Eukaryota; Fungi; Ascomycota; Sordariomycetes; Hypocreales; Clavicipitaceae
Product: regulatory P domain-containing protein
Exons: 2
Coding region: 1-1389 (462 amino acids)
Cellular component (GO): extracellular region
Source: RefSeq, a predicted model, not a curated record
AUGAAGGCAUCCGCGACCUCAAUUCUGCUGGCCAUGCUGGCCAGCACCAGCGCGGCAGAACGUAUGGUUCUUCCCAAUGCUGAGAGCUUGGCCGCUUCCAGCUCCCCCAUGGCUGUGUCUAUGGAUGAGUUGAUGACCUUGAAGACGGCUCAAAGAGAAGAAGACAUCGCCAACGGUCUAUAUGACAUGGACAGAUAUGAGCUCCAGGCUGCUACGGCAUGCUCCAACGGAAAGGCGGGCGAGUACUCCUGUAACAACGUUGACUUGAAGGGAUUCCUGCGUCAUCAAGACUUGGGAAGCACAACCCGUGAGGGAAACGACGUCUGGGGAUGGACGUCUUCCACUGGGAGAGAAUUCGGCGUUGUUGGCCAAACUGAUGGUUCGGCCUUUGUUGAGAUCCUUAAGGAUGGUAGCCUCAGAGCGAUGGGACGCCUUCCCACGCAAACAUCCGCCUCUACAUGGCGUGACAUGAAAGUCAUCGGCGACCACGUCUACAUUGGCUCAGAAGCAGCCAACCACGGCCUCCAGAUCUUCGACAUGAAGAAGCUCCUCAAAGUCGACCCCAAUAACCCUCCAACCUUCAACAUCAAGACCGACUUGACCGCCCACUUCAACGGCUUCGGCAGCAGCCACAACAUCGUCGCCCACGAGAAGAACAAGAUGAUCUACGCCGUCGGCACCUCCCGCAGCGGCAAAUGCAAAGCCGGUCUCUGGAUGGUCGAUGUGUCCAAUCCCGCACAGCCCAAGGACGCUGGAUGCGCCGGCGCAGACGGCUACGUCCACGACGCCGAGUGCGUUACUUACAACGGCCCUGACACACAGCACAAGGGCAAGGAGAUCUGCUUCGGCUACAAUGAGGAUACUCUCACCAUUUACGACUUGUCCACUCGCUCGUCUCCCAAGAUCUUGUCUCGAACUCCAUACCAGGGUGCGGCGUACACGCACCAGGGCUGGACUACUGGCCCCGAUCACAGAUACUUGCUCCUCGAUGAUGAGCUGGAUGAGUCCAAGGGGACCGGAGCUGCCUCCGACGGCCGCACGACUACAUAUAUCGUCGAUGUGGCUAACUUGUCUAAGCCUGUCUUUACUGGCUACUACAAGAGCCCAGCGAAGGCUAUCGACCACAAUCAGUACGUUGUUGAUGGUCUGUCCUACAUGUCUAACUAUGGGUCUGGUCUCCGUGUUGUCAACGUUACUUCUGUUGCGCAGGAUAGCACUGGUGCUGGCUUCAAAGAGGUCGGUUUCUUUGACGUCCACCCGGAGGAUGACUCUGUUGGCGGCGAAGUGAAAUUCACGGGCUCCUGGUCUGUGUACCCUUACUUCCAGAGCGGUCAUCUUCUUGUCAAUAGCAUUGAGCGAGGCAUCUUUUCAGUCAAACUUAGCUUGUAA